UAAAGUUAAUAUGAAUGUGGAUACAUCUUAUGAGAAUCUCCGUUUUGCUCGGCACUUCCAACCGUCCAAGAAAUAUAAUAUUGGGAACUUAUAAAGAUAGGCGUGCAGACGCAAUCACUGUGAUCCUUUCAUCUCUCUUUGAUUCUAUGUAUUGACUUGUCAUUAUAUUAACUUCCAUUCUACCACCCACUUCCGAAAAUAUUGAACUUAUACACUGAGUAUUCCGUGAUUCAAGUUGGGUACGCAAAAAAUGCAUCGAUUGUACAGCAAAUUUGUUGCAAGUGGCAUAAGGCACAGGAAUACCAAUCCAUUUCGGUCCAGUUGCUGCCAAUUUUCUACUUCUUUACUCCUCGAUGAAACUCAAAUACAGUUCAAACAAAGUGUUGAGCAAUUUGCACAAGAGAAUAUAGCUCCUCAUGCUGCCAAGGUGGAUGCUACUAAUAGCUUUCCAAAGGAUAUUAAUUUAUGGAAAGCUAUGGGAGACUUCAACUUACAUGGCAUCACAGCCCCAGAGGAAUAUGGAGGGCUUGGAUUAGGGUACUCGUAUCAUUGCAUGGCGAUGGAAGAAAUCAGUCGUGCUUCGGGGUCUGUUGGUCUUUCAUAUGGAGCGCAUUCAAAUCUAUGUUUAAACCAAAUAGUAAGGCAUGGUACCGCUGCACAGAAGGAGAAGUACUUGCCAAAGCUAAUCAGUGGGGAGCAUGUUGGCGCAUUGGCAAUGAGUGAGCCAAAUUCUGGUUCUGAUGUUGUCAGCAUGAAAUGUAAGGCUGAUUGUGUAAAUGGUGGUUAUCGAAUUAAUGGAAACAAAAUGUGGUGUACAAAUGGACCGGUGGCACAGACUUUGGUAAUUUAUGCAAAAACAGAUCUAAAUGCAGGCUCCAAAGGAAUCACUGCAUUCAUUAUCGAAAAGGGCAUGGAAGGCUUCAGCACUGCUCAAAAACUUGACAAGCUUGGAAUGAGAGGCAGUGAUACAUGUGAACUUGUUUUUGAGAACUGUUUUGUUCCUGAAGAGAAUGUUUUAGGGCAAGAAGGGAAAGGGGUCUAUGUCAUGAUGUCGGGAUUAGAUUUGGAGAGAUUAGUCCUGGCAGCAGGGCCCAUUGGUCUAAUGCAGGCCUCAAUGGAUGCUGUUCUUCCAUAUGUUCGCCAGCGUGAACAAUUUGGUCACCCAAUUGGGGAGUUUCAGUUCAUACAGGGAAAAAUGGCUGAUAUGUACACUGCUCUGCAAGCAUCCAGGGCUUUUGUCUAUUCUGUUGCAAAGAAAUGUGACAAUGGCGAAGUUGACAAGAAGGUAUUGCAUAUUCAGUUCAAGCAACAGCAACAGCACACAAGAGUGGGCAACAAAAUAUGGAUAUAUGCCAUGUUCCAGAUGUUUUUCAGGGACAUGAAUGGUGGGAAAUGUGUUUCUGGGAUGGCAGUCAAGGGGCUAAUUUUUGGGGAUGGUGGGGGAUGGCAGUAUAAAAGUACAUGCAGACAAAUUUCUACAAGUUUAACUAAUAUUGAGUAA
Messenger RNA from Cryptomeria japonica (Japanese cedar), 1501 nucleotides. RefSeq names its product isovaleryl-CoA dehydrogenase, mitochondrial. The record is from RefSeq and is a predicted model, not a curated record. NCBI's taxonomy places the organism in Eukaryota, Viridiplantae, Streptophyta, Pinopsida, Cupressales, Cupressaceae. Bases 251 to 1501 code for a protein of 416 amino acids. Gene Ontology annotation, molecular function: 3-methylbutanoyl-CoA dehydrogenase activity; flavin adenine dinucleotide binding. Gene Ontology annotation, biological process: L-leucine catabolic process. Gene Ontology annotation, cellular component: mitochondrion. The transcript has 14 exons.